AUGUCAACCGACUACUUUCAGUAUGGUGCCCUGGCAUCACCUGCACGAACGCCUGAACACACCCCUCCGGAACUCGCAACGUCGAAACCUUCCUCACGCGGCCGUGCUAAACACCGUGACUUUUCCACCAACUCUCUGCUUUCUUCGUUCGACGCAUCAUCCGAAAGCCGAGAUGCCAACGCCCAUGCAUUCGAUGCGAACCGUUUCACCCCCACCCUGCAUGCAUCUCUAGUCUCCGAAAUUCUCUCGUUGCGACGAGAACUCGACUCGAAACACCAGUUCAUCGACACUCUCGAAGAAAGUCUCAAGACCACCAACACUGAGAAUGGAGAUUUGUCUGCUCAACUUCGCGAGAGCACCAAAAAGGCCAAGCAGUUGGAGCAGAAGUUCAAACUCCUCGAGAAUGGAACCUUUGAUGCUGUCGAGGGUCUACUCGGCGAGCGAGACAAUGUCAAAACUGCAAACCAGGAACUACGGAACAAGCUGGAUGCAGCGAACAAGAAGACAAAGGUUUUGGAACAAGAGACCGUUCGGUCUAGAGAGACAUGGGACAAAGAGAGACAGUCGUGGCAGAACGAGAAGCGUCAACUCGAGCACAAGGUCCACGUCUCCGAGACGCGACUGCGCGCUGUGGUAGAGGAAGUAAGGACCCACCAUCUUGCCUCUCAAGCUCAGCAAGCGUCCGAGGAUGCUUCGGAAGAUAGUGAUGCUGCCAGCGUCCGCACUUUCCGACGUGAAAAUCAUGCAAGAAAUCAGAGCAGCUUGAGCAUUCGAAGCCUAGCCCCCUCUGUUGGCAGUAUCAGAAGGCCAGGUAUGACUUCGUUGGCCAACGAGCUCAACUCGGACGACGAGGAGUACGAGACGGAAGACCUCGAAGGAGAUGAAGAUGAGGACCUCCCUUUGUUUGCUCAAAACCGCUCGAGCAUCAACUCUAGAACUUCAGCCAUCUCGGAUCGCAAAGCAAAGAAGAUUCUUGGUCUGACAGUCAAGAGCGGUUCUGAUGCUUUCACGGAAGGAGAAGCAGUACGAGGAGCAUCCAUUGAGUCUCUGAGGACACCCUCUUUCGCAGAGAGAUUUGGGUUGCAGAUGGCGAAGAUGAGUUUCUCACGGUCUUCGAGUCCGGCGAGACAGAAAGCUGAAACCACCGGUGACGCACCAAAGACUUUGACAGUCGAUCAGAACGGAACAAUUGAAUCUGGCAUGGUACCCACCCAGGCGAAACCAUCCGAACAAGGCCACCAGCCAAGACUACCGAAUCUGGCAACAUCAGAUCGGUUAGUCGAGGCCCCCAUGAGCCCUCCGGAUACACCACACUAUGUUGCCAUGGUAGAUGCUCACAAAGAGAUAUCAGCGAAAUCAAUAUACCAAUCAAUCUCGACACAAACAGAUCUCGCUGUUGCAGGUGAUCUGGCAUCACGAAGAAACGUUUCUAUGGCUCCGGUAGAAGUCCUUCCAGUCCCAGCCAUCACCAUUCAGCCUCCCAUGUCGCCCAGAACUGGUGAGAGUGUCCUUCCCCCCGGUAUGCGUAGUAGCUCUGUGCAAACCGAAGUAGCUGCCGCAACGCCUAUGUCGGAUGCUGGAGUGCAAACAGACGAGAUCAAAAUUGACCGAAGACCAAUCAAGCUACCGCCUCAUCUAUUGCCAAGCGCUCUGGAGCAAGGUGGCUUCAAUGCAAGUCAUGAGACGCAGACAACCACAAAGCAUCGAGUCGCCAUGCAUCGUAGCACCUUUAGCAAGGAUGGUAAUCGCUUCCCACUGAAGCCUAUCGUUCUCCCACCGCCCAAGCUUCGCUCGGUAGCUCAUGAGAAACACCAGCAGUCAGAGUCAGAUCCGCUACAAGACGCACCAUCUCACUGGUAUGAUGACCCGGAUGUCAACGAUCGAUUAGCCGAGUCCAGUGAUGACAUGAGAGCCAUCUUCGGAAACAUGCCAGGCCUUACUCGUCCGAACGUACGUUCACUGUUCAAUGGCCCUCCGAAGACUGUACCGGAGAAUCGCGCGGUUUCUCCUGCAAAUUUUGUCGUCAGUCCAGAGAGGCCGUCUGUAUUUGCUCACAGCAAGAGAAUGGGGUCUGACGGUAGCUCGAACCAGAGUCGCCCGCCCAGUUCAAGAGGAACAUCUCAUUCCGUGAGAGUAGGACCUUUCUUCAGUUCAUAUGAGCGCAACUCCAGCAGACCCAAUACUGCUAGUAGUUACGGCGCAGCACCGCCGCCACCAUUUCCGAUACCUGGCCGUAUGAGCUCGAGACCUCCUAGCAAUGAAGGAUCGCGAAGUCCCACUAGACGUGAGGCUCAUUCAAUGCGAUCACAUCGCUCAAGUAAUGAUUCUCGGAUCGCUCCAGAUGGCGGCCUUAGAAAGGUACAAUCAUCUGGCACCAUGAGAACGAAUGCUCGCAUGUCUCCAAGAAGAAGGAGAAGAGCACCGAACCUUGAACCGAUCAAAUCAAUGGCAUUCGACACGCCAUCGAAAGACAACUUGCUCCUUCCGGGCAUAGAGACACCGACACAUGAAGAACUUGGUGUGCCGAACGGAAAGUCUUAUAUCCUGGACUCUCCAGACUUCGACCAAGAUAGCGCAGUGGAAGAAGAGGAAGAGAAAAGUCAAGACGAAGUCAUCGUGGACGCGAUUGCAGGCACUAUGGUAGGCGAGUGGAUGUGGAAGUACGUUCGAAGACGUCGUUCCUUUGGUAUCGGCGAGUCUCGUGGAGAUCAGACAGAUGAAGGAGCAACCAGCGGCGUACGCCACAAGAGAUGGGUUUGGCUUUCGCCGUAUGAACAAACAGUCAUGUGGAGCUCCAAACAGCCAAAUUCAGGUCCGGCCUUGCUUGGAAAACCCGGACGUAAACUGGUGAUCAAAUCAGUGCUUGAUGUUAAGGACACGACACCGCUUCAUAAGAGCGCUUCGCACGAGACUAUCUUCGACAGGUCCAUACUCAUCUUGACACCAGAGCGAGCUCUCAAGCUCACUGCAUCAAACAAAGAGAGACAUUACUUGUGGCUCACAGCUCUGUCUUUUCUUGCGCAGUCGGGUCGAGGUCCUCCUCUGGUGCCACGCCUAUCGCCAGAAGCUGAGCCCACACUUGGAAACGGACACAAACGACGAUCCUCAUUACUGCCAGGACCCAUAUUGCCUUCGAAAACGACAAUUGUAUCGAUGUCGGCACCCAAACGUGCCGAAGGACACAAGCGGCUGGACACGGCUGAUUCAACUGCUCCUCCGAAUAUUUCCAAGUUUGCUGGCAGUCGCCAUCAGCGUAAGCGAAGCAGCACGAAUCCCCAAUUGCCAGCUGCAACAUUGUCCAAGGAUAGCUCGAUGACAGCGUCCAAUGUUUUCGCGCGGAGAGCAUCAAACACAGCUACAUAUCAAGCUCCUGCCAAUGGCUCGAUCCGUCCGAACCUCAAAACAGGCGAUCGGGAAGGUUCAGACCGUUCAAUCGGAACUGUACGAAUGGAUGCCUUCAUCGGUAGAGGAUUCGCCGUAGAUCACACGUCUCAAAGCAAACGCAGGGGAGGAAGCAAUGCACAGGAUGUGAUGAUAGGAAAGGGCAUGUUUGGCGAGAGUUUGGAGGUCGACCCAUUCGAGGAAUUCUAG
Molecule: messenger RNA, 3591 nt
Organism: Aureobasidium namibiae CBS 147.97
Lineage: Eukaryota; Fungi; Ascomycota; Dothideomycetes; Dothideales; Saccotheciaceae
Exons: 2
Coding region: 1-3591 (1196 amino acids)
Biological process (GO): microtubule cytoskeleton organization; maintenance of protein location in cell cortex; establishment of mitochondrion localization
Cellular component (GO): mitochondrion; cell cortex
Molecular function (GO): tubulin binding; phospholipid binding
Source: RefSeq, a predicted model, not a curated record